Molecule: messenger RNA, 622 nt
Organism: Suillus subalutaceus
Lineage: Eukaryota; Fungi; Basidiomycota; Agaricomycetes; Boletales; Suillaceae
Exons: 2
Coding region: 290-535 (81 amino acids)
Source: RefSeq, a predicted model, not a curated record
GGUGUAUCUACGCUGAAGCAGCUAAAUGGUCAAGAUCAUCGAGACCUCGAGAAGCUCCUUCCUGGCGUGAUUGUCAGUGCUGUCUCCGAUGACGUUGCAUCCGCACUAUGCGCUAUCACAGAAUUUAUAUUUCAAGCUCAGAAUCUCUUCCUCUAUGACGAAACGUUACACUCGUUAACUGAGGCCUUGCGCGAGUUUCACCACUACAAAGUUUCCAUCAUAACAGCUGGUGGUCGCCGCAGCAAGAACGGUCCCCUUAAUCACUUCCAGAAUCCUGAAACUGGAGUUGAUGCAGCAUGUCGUCCGGAGUACUUGCACCAUGGGUGCCCCAUAUCAAUGGAGCAGCGAUAUCACCGAGCACUGUCACAUUACCCAUGUGAAACGGCCUUAUCGCAUGACUAACCACAAGGAUUUCCAUGCUCUACACAGUUCUGAAGUCACACCGGGCAAGUUUAAUAUACGAAAUGUCCAGGGAAGCAAACGCAAUGGCUCUCCACUAUCCCGAAGCGACCUGGAUCUCCACUGUUCUGCCUGAUGAGCAGUAUGUCAGCGCCGGCAAACCAAUCAUUUCACUGUUCACCAAAGAUUGUUCUCAUAUCUCUUCUGAUGAUUCUGUUGCAAU